This is a messenger RNA of Daldinia vernicosa, 448 nucleotides long. RefSeq lists its product as uncharacterized. The transcript has a single exon. Lineage: Eukaryota; Fungi; Ascomycota; Sordariomycetes; Xylariales; Hypoxylaceae. The record is from RefSeq and is a predicted model, not a curated record. The coding region runs from base 164 to 397 and encodes 77 amino acids.
AUGGAGAAGCGAUGGCCGAUGGAGUAUUGUUUGGGACUUGUAUCGGCGGUUUCGAAGAGACUUUGCUUGGACUACAGCAUCAUCUGAGCUAAUGCCCAAUGGUAUAGAUGCUCUCAGAUCCUUGAAUCUCUUCUCGGAGAUAAUAUAGGUGUGGUAACUCGGAAUGAAGGAAGUGUUGGACAGACGCCAACUGUCAUCGACUUUCUUUUCCCUUUUUUUCUUUUUUUCGAGCGUGCAGCAAUACGGUUCUCAUACGUAUAGCUCGGAACUGGACUGGCCCACUUUGCUGCAGAUGCUGAUUUGCAACGAGUUGUGGCGGCCCCAAGUGAGAUGGUCGAUUUUAAGGGGGGUGGAGGGGGGGGAAAGAAGCUGGAUUCGGAAAUUCGGCGUAAGAUGAUUCUUAGGCCAGGGUAAGUUCAAUCUUUCUUAAUUGACAUCUAUGAGAUUU